Molecule: messenger RNA, 768 nt
Organism: Vicia faba (fava bean)
Lineage: Eukaryota; Viridiplantae; Streptophyta; Magnoliopsida; Fabales; Fabaceae
Source: the annotation of a GenBank genome assembly
AUGGGAGAUAGUGACAUUGAAGGCGGCGGCGGUGGAGAUGACGGUUUUCGUUCUCCGAUCGGCCGUAAGUAUCGUCCCGUGUUGGCGAACGAUCGUGCUGUACUUGAGAUGUCUUCCAUAGAUCCAGGAUCUUCUUCUUCCUCAGCGUUUCCAGAUCAACCUCAUAAUCUCAGAAAAAUAAAUGUAAGUUCAGAUGCUAAAGAUGGGAACUCUCCUCGGCAAGCUCAACCUAAUGGACCCCAGCAGGAAUCUAAACUGGAACUGUUCGGAUUUGAUUCUCUUGUCAAUAUCCUUGGUCUCAAAAGCAUGACUGGUGAGCAACCUGCACCGCCGUCUAGUCCUAGAGAUGGCGAGGAUAUUACAGUUCCUGCUGGGCUGCCAAAGCCUGAAGCUCUCAAACUAGGGACACUGAUGGGUGUAUUCAUUCCUUGUGUUCAAAGCAUUUUGGGAAUCAUCUACUACAUUCGUUUCUCUUGGAUUGUUGGUAUGGCUGGCAUAGGAGAGACAUUGGUUCUUGUUGCUUUGUGUGGCAUUUGUACGUUCCUUACUUCAAUAUCACUGAGUGCUAUUGCAACCAAUGGUGCCAUGAAGGGUGGGGGACCAUACUAUCUCAUAGGUCGUGCCCUUGGUCCAGAAGUUGGAGUUAGUAUUGGUUUAUGCUUUUUCCUUGGAAAUGCAGUUGCUGGAGCUCUGUAUGUAUUGGGAGCUGUAGAAACAUUUUUGAAAGCAAUUCCUGCUGCUGGAAUUUUUAGAGGUAAUGACUUAUAA